AUGUCAAAAGCUGGCACCUCCACAGCCCCUGGACACGUCCUCAUUAUCGGGGCAGGAGAAUUCGGACUGGCGACGGCGCUAUCCUUGCUGUCUAAUCCCAAAUACAAACAAACCAGAAUAACCAUCGUCGACACUUCACCGGAGCUACCGAACCCAUCAGGUUCAUCCGUCGAUGCCAACCGCAUCGUGCGGGCAGACUAUGCAUCCGCGCCAUACUCGAAGCUGGCCCUGGAGGUACAGGCGCAAUGGCGCGACACGAGCAAGGACGGAUGGGGCGGUGAGGGGCGGUACCAUGAGCCUGGCUUUGUGUUGACAGCGGACGAGGGCCAAGGCGACUACGUGAAAAAGUCACUGCAGAAUGUACGAGCUUUCGCAGCGGCGAAUGGCACGGGCUGGGGCGAUGUCAACAAGAUCCAGGAGUUGAACAGUCGAGAGGAGAUCCAGAAGGCCACGGGCUACGAGGGCGUCAGUGGCGACCACGGCUACGCGAACUUCAAUUCUGGGUGGGCUGAUGCCGAGGCUUGUGUUGCUUAUGCCUUGCGGAGGGUGAGGCAGGAGGGACACGAUCGAGUCACCAUCCGGAAUGGUACGCAGGUCGAUCGGCUGCUGUUCUCGGACGAGACUGUCAUGGGAGCGCAACUGAAAGACGGCGAACAAUUAAAAGCCGACCUUAUCAUCCUUGCAGCUGGGGCUUGGAGCCCAUCGUUGAUUGACCUGCAAGGACGAUGCCUGGCCACUGGGCAAGCCGUUGCAUUUAUCGACAUCACUCAGGAAGAGCAGGAUGCCAUGGCACACCGGCCGACAGUCAUGAACAUGAGCCGGGGUAUGUUCAUUAUACCACCGCGAGACAAGAAGCUCAAGAUUGCAAGACAUGGCUACGGGUAUAGGAAUCUCGUCAAAAUUCCCAGGAAGAAGCUGCAGGCCAGCUUCAGCAAUGCGCCGGCUAGACUCGAAGACGAUGAGGUUAUCGAAGUCAGUGUUCCGGAGGUCGGCGUGCCCAUACCUCUGGAAGCAGAAGACGCAAUCCGUGAAGCAAUGGCCGUUCUCAUUCCGCACAAGAAAGCCCGACCCUUCACGCGUACGAGGAUAUGCUGGUACUGCGAUACUCCAUCCGGCGAUUUCCUCAUGGCAUACCACCCGCAAUACAAGAACCUCUUCCUUGCAACUGGAGGGUCUGGGCACGGCUUCAAGUUCUUCCCCGUGAUAGGUGACAAGAUCGUCGACGCGCUUGAGGGCAACCUGGACCCGGAGCUGGCAGAGAUUUGGCGGUGGAAGACGGAGGAGGAGUUGAAAGCCGAGACGGCUGGGCAGGAGUUUUUGGGCUGUGACGACGGAAGUCGAGCUGGCAGGAAAGGGAUGAUCUUGGCCGAGGAGGCGAAGAGAACGAGGUGA
Molecule: messenger RNA, 1392 nt
Organism: Exophiala aquamarina CBS 119918
Lineage: Eukaryota; Fungi; Ascomycota; Eurotiomycetes; Chaetothyriales; Herpotrichiellaceae
Exons: 2
Coding region: 1-1392 (463 amino acids)
Molecular function (GO): flavin adenine dinucleotide binding; sarcosine oxidase activity; L-pipecolate oxidase activity
Source: RefSeq, a predicted model, not a curated record